Messenger RNA from Penicillium macrosclerotiorum, 1140 nucleotides. Its product is annotated as TauD/TfdA dioxygenase family protein. The record is from RefSeq and is a predicted model, not a curated record. Gene Ontology annotation, molecular function: oxidoreductase activity. The transcript is spliced from 2 exons. Lineage: Eukaryota; Fungi; Ascomycota; Eurotiomycetes; Eurotiales; Aspergillaceae. The coding region runs from base 1 to 1140 and encodes 379 amino acids.
AUGAGUACAGUCACUAUGUGUUGCAAGCCAAUCAGCAAAUCAAACGGGUCUAGAGUGGACUUUGGGAUCGAGCUCCACGGGCUAGAGAUCAAGGGAAUGAGCGAAAUUGAUUUUGAAUUUCUUCGCCGGGCGUUAUAUGAAAACCAAGUUGUUGUCAUCAAGAACCAGCUCAGCCUUUCUCCACAGGCACAGUACGAGCUAACGCGUCGAUUCGAUCCAUCCGCGGGCGUCUACAGCCACGGAAAAUCGAUCGACAAACGAAGCGUCUUACAUCGUGACUUGACAACUAUUCCUCAUCAGCCACAAGUUCAGGUCAUUGGCCACGGCUUUGUACGGGAAUAUGAAGGACUCAAGAAUCUUCAGUUGAGACAUCCACAUCACAAAGCAUUCCACAAGGAACCAAUAUUGCCAGAAGAGGAUGAAGAAUUCACGCACUUUUAUCGGUGGCACAUUGAUUCGGCCAUGUAUGAUCUUGAUCCUCCACUUGUCACUUCUUUGCUGGCUGUGCAAGUCCCCAAAGGGAGACGUCAAAUUUGUCGUUAUGACGAUGGCACCGAUACCAUGCUAGAUGUUCCCCUCGGAACAACGGCAUUUUUCAGUGGCUAUCGUCUUUAUGAGUUGCUUUCUGAUGAAGAAAAGCAUUUUGUUCGUACCAGCAAAGUCGAGUACGCACCUCACCCUUAUAUCUGGAUGAGCAAGGCGAAAUCUCGUUCCAACGGAUUGGGAGUUGUUUCUGAGGGGCUGGAGUUGAAAGAAGACGAAAUUCCAGCUUUUGAAGAAAAUAAGAUCAAGAUCUACCCCAUGGCAUGGAAGAAUCCAAUCACCGGAAAGCUAGCAAUGAUGGUCUAUCCUACCUGUGUACGAAAGAUCCACCUUGAAAACGGACAUGUUAUGGAAAAUCUGUCGGAAAUUCGAGAAAGGCUUUAUCGAUUGCAGAGACGAGCAAUUGAUCCCCAAUAUAUUUAUACACAUGACUGGGAAGAAGGAGAUCUAGUAUUGUUCAACAAUCAUGGAGUCAUGCAUUCCAUUGUGGGCUCCUUUAAGGAUGGCCUCGAAGUAAGAUUGUUCAGGCAAUGCAAUAUGGCAGGCAGCCGCCCUCCAUUGGGUCCUAUGGAUAAUGUACCAAUUCCUCAGUUUUAG